AUGGAAUCCGAAAACAUGGCCACCACAAUGCACAACAUGAACAAAUGCCGUUCAAGACACACCUCUACACUACAGGAUUUGACUGCCAUUUCAAGGAUAAACCAGGAUGAUGAAAUUUCCCAGGAUCAUUUUUCUUUAUCUUCAACUAUUCCUCGCAGCCAAGACAUGGACCAGUGGACAUUAAGCACAUCAGACUCUUUGGAAUCCAGCCCAAUUGGUACUCAACCAGAGACUCCAGAGGUUACCAUGCUUUCGUAUUCCUUUUCACAACAACUUAUUCCUGGUGCUACGGGGAUCAAUGACUCGGCAGCCAUGUUCCACUCACUAUCUGACAUCCAGGCUGCUGGUGGCCUUGGUGAACACACCGAGAUGGACUAUUCACACCCCCACCACUUUGCUCAAGCUUUUGCUUCUUCCUUGUUUGAAUACAAUUACGAAAAUGAUGAGGCUGCUCAGAGUUGUAUGCAUGAUGAUUCUGCAUCUCUGGGUCACAACUCACCCAAUGAAGAUGGCCAAUUGUUUUCCACACAGGACACCUGGAAUUUAUCCUUGGACACGACAAACCUUGUUGGAGCCCAGUAUGACCAGAUCUCGCACAUCUACUCGCCGCCCGUUUCGCCUCCUCUCACAGAGGCCAGCAAGGUAUCUGUAACUUCUGCAUGCUCUCAGCCAGCCUACUACCAAGUAAACGAGGAGAAGAUCAACAUCCAGGACUCUUUCCACCCCUUAUCGCCUCCUUUGAAUGACCAGGACCCAAACAGGACUAUCAGGCCUACUAAGCAAAGCCAGCGACCCUUAUUGUCGGCAUCCACUUCUCGGCCUGCCAGGAAAUCCGACCCUGAAGCGUAUGCUUUGCCUAUUGGAGAAUCCGUUCGAGGAGCCAAGGAAAAGACCGAAGUCAGGACUCCUCGGGACCACCCUUACUAUUCACUGUCAACCCAAAGCGACGGGAAAUACUACUGUCCUUUUGCGACGGGAGAGAACCCAUGUAACCACACACCCACCACCCAGAAAUGUGCUUACCACAAAUAUUUGGAUUCCCACUUGAAGCCAUAUAGAUGUAAGGUGGCUACUUGUGCUGCUCAGAACCUGCACUUUUCUUCCAACGCUUGCCUCUUCCGUCACGAACGUGAAGCCCAUGGAUUCCACGGCCACGGAGACAACCCACAUUUAUGUUUUUACCCAGGAUGUGAAAGAGCUGUUCCCGGAUAUGGAUUUCCCCGCCGCUGGAACCUCUUUGACCACAUGAAGCGGGUACACGAUUACACUGGAUCCGAGCAACCCAGUUCUCCAGAGUCGAAUUCUGUUGGCCAGGUUCUCAAGAAGAAAGAUUCCACCGGUGUGCGCAAGCGAAAGGUUACCAAGCCAGUUACUGCAACCACCAUGAAGAGGACCAAGUCGACUUCUUCCCAAGGUAACACUGUUAAAGUCAACCCUGCCCAGCACGAACAGCGUCUACGAAAUGCGGAGCAGAACUACUAUGACUGCCGUACAAGACUGCUGGAGAAACUCGCUGGCAUCAAACCCGAGGACACGGUCAUGCAUGAAAAGGCCAAUGCCAGCCUCCAGGAGCUUAUCACUCUCGGCUUGAACUACCGCCAGCUCGAGGCCAGCUCGGCUGCCACCACCUUCUCCAACGUUUGA
Talaromyces marneffei is the source of this 1644-nucleotide messenger RNA. RefSeq lists its product as uncharacterized. The record is from RefSeq and is a predicted model, not a curated record. Bases 1 to 1644 code for a protein of 547 amino acids. The transcript has 3 exons. NCBI's taxonomy places the organism in Eukaryota, Fungi, Ascomycota, Eurotiomycetes, Eurotiales, Trichocomaceae.